Endocarpon pusillum Z07020 is the source of this 396-nucleotide messenger RNA. RefSeq lists its product as uncharacterized. The transcript is spliced from 2 exons. NCBI's taxonomy places the organism in Eukaryota, Fungi, Ascomycota, Eurotiomycetes, Verrucariales, Verrucariaceae. Bases 1 to 396 code for a protein of 131 amino acids. Gene Ontology annotation, biological process: DNA-templated transcription. The record is from RefSeq and is a predicted model, not a curated record.
AUGGCAGCAGCAUCUCCAUCUGCUAGUGAGGGUGGCGACAAACGUGGGGAGGUCACAUACCGAUUCUGCGCAGAAUGUUCAAACCUACUCUAUCCCAAGGAAGAUCGAGAGAUGAAUUCCUUGACAUAUGUAUGCAAAGCGUGCACAGCUACCACGCAAACCGAGCCAGCAUGUACCUACCGACAUCAUCUUGGCGCAACAGUGACCGAGACUGCUGGCGUAACAACAGAUGUUGCGAACGAUCCUACUGUGGGUGAAACUUCUCUUGAAGUCUACUUCUGCACGAUGUGCGGUGAUGCUCUGAGGUGUGAAAUCUGUGGGAUUUCCGUGGUGCAGGAAGAUUCGAGUCCAGAGGAUCCAUCAGAUGAUAGGGGAAGCAGGGAUUCCGUCUCAUAA